AUCUACGAUUUCCCUGUUGCGACGAUAUCCGGACACCUGUUGAGACGGCCACCUGCAAAACCAGAACAAAGACGAUUGAUUGAACUCGCGCUGAAGCUAUAGCACAUGUAAAAUUAGGCCAAAACAUAACUUAAGUMRAAUCGACCAAAAAAUCAGAUGAUAUCUUAAAGUAUGCCRCGUUUGUUGGCCAAGCUUUGACUUUAAAAACUUGAAAAAGAGUCUGGGAGACUAACCAAAGGUCAAUCGUUUUCCGGAAAGUGUUUUCCGAGGUGAAAACACGCGACGAUACAAGGAAUUCAUGUUUAACCGUUUAUCGGAUUUUGUUACCUCAAUUGAUCUGGUCUGACGUCUCAUAUUGAAGCUGUUUACUGGAAAACAAGUCAUUAAGACAGCCUGUCGCAAUAGCCUUCAAAUUAAAGAGGCGGGGGAUCUUAAUGGCCUAAACGACGCCACGAGCUUACACAAAUUAGUUGGCUCAACAUUAAAAAUUCUCGUGCAAGCCAUUUGCUUUGUUGAAGCGAACUGGUCGAGGUGUGUCUUCGAUGUUCAAGACAACAAGACAAAAACAGCUUCAUUAAACUCUUAAAGGAUAAAAAAGUCUAGUAUAAAGAUAAACCGAUUAUAAACAUGUCAGGCGUGGCUGUAUUCCUAUUGGUCGCCUUAACAAUACCCUAUGACGUCACAUGCACUAACAAAGGGGAGAUUCUUCUUGGUGGACUAGUGCCAAUCCACUCUAAAUGCUCGGCCAGUUCAGACUGUGAGUGCGGUGCUCUUCAUUCAAGGCUUGGUGUUCAGAGGCUUGAGGCUGUGCUCUUUGCAGUGGAUCAAAUCAAUUCCAAUCCUAACAUCCUUCCUAACGUCACKCUAGGCGUCCAAGUCUACGACACCUGUUCAUCAGAGACAGAAGCACUUGACAAAGCAGUCAAAUUUAUCAGCGGUCGAUUAUCAUCUUCGUCACYAGGCCCUCCUGUUGUKGGCGUCAUUGGUGCUAGCUACAGCAGCGUGUCUAUUCAAAUCGCACAUCUWCUGMGACUGUUUGAAAUCCCGCAAAUYAGUUUUGAUUCAACUAGUGUGGAGCUGAGUGAUAAGAAGAAGUUUAAGUAUUUCUCGCGAACUGUACCACAUGACGGMUUCCAAGCUAAAGCUAUAGUGGACGUAGCGAGGCACUUUAACUGGACGUAUAUCUCAGCCGUGUACAGUGACGAUACGUAUGGCAUACAUGGAAUGGAGGAGCUGAAAAAGGAAACCAAGAGAGCAGGAAUCUGUAUUGCUAUUGCUGAAAUGAUGAAAGUUUCCAAAAMUGGCGAAUCACUACAUAAAAUCAUCAAUAAAAUCAUAUCCGAGCCGCUUGCCAAGACGGUGGUAGUGUUCACAAGUCAAGAAAGUCAUAUCAGAAGUCUUCUCAAAGCUGCCGAASAGCAUAAUGUCAAUCAUAAGAUACAAUGGGUGGGAAGUGACGCUUGGGGRAAUAUUGUAUGGCUAAAAGAAUUGCAACAUUUAGCUAGCAACGCCAUCACMGUGUCACCCAAAAGUGUUCGUUUAAAAGACUUUGAGGACUAUUUUGUAAAUUUGACUCCGGAUAAUAACUCCAGAAAUCGAUGGUUUACGGAGUAUUGGCAAACACACUUUAAAUGUGCACUCAACUCGACGACCCAGAAGAUCAACAAAUAUCCAUCAAUCUGUAAUGAUUCUGUAAGACUWACUCCAUCCAAUAGCAACAUCGAUAUGAGAGUAGCAAGUGCCAUCGACGCAGUCAGCGCAUUUGCGCAUGCCCUUAAUGACAUGCAUGCUGAAUUAUGCUCAGGUUCUGUWGGACUUUGUGAYGAAAUGUCGAACAUCUCUGGAUCUAGYUUAUUGGGGUAUUUAAGAAAUGUUUCCUUCRAGGGGAGCACUGGGUUUAAAGUAGAGUUUGAUCACCAUGGAGACGUUGAAGGAAUAUAUGACAUUAUGCACUUUAAGAAACAUGGUGAUAUCUACAAAAACACGGCGAUUGGACAAUGGGCCGAAAAACUGAGCUUSAAAAAAGAGACUGGAUUCCAGGUAGUGACGUCAUCAUGCAACAGACAGUGCUYAUCCAACCAGGUUGUAGUACCGGUAAAAGGYAAAGAGAAAUGCUGUACAGAAUGCAUUGAAUGCAGCGGCAAUAAGUACGUAUWUAAUCGAACGACCUGYGUGCAAUGUCCGCCGGGAUAUUGGCCUAUGAGUGAAAGCAAAGGKUGCUCACAGAUCAAAGUAAUGUAUUUUGGUAUUCACCUUAUGUACUCUAUCCCUACCAUGGUGYUAUCAGGCACUGGUGUAAUAGCCACAAUCUUUGUUAUCAUCAUGCUUGCAAGAAACGAUCAGACGCCUAUAGUUAAAGCCUCAGGACGUGAAAUGGCUUAUCUAAUCCUUGUUGGWAUCCUCAUCUCCUUUCUUCACACGUUCAUCGUUGUUAUCAAGCCUUCAGAUAUCUUGUGUGUAGCUCGUUUCUUUACUUGUAGCAUCGCCUUCAGUAUAUGUUACGCAGCGAUCUUUAUCAAGACGAACAGAAUAUCGCGAAUUUUUAACCGCCGUAACAUUGCUAGGCGACCGAUAUUGAUACUGCCUACGUCACAGUUGGUAUUAGUAAUGGGCGUGGUCUGCAUUCAAGUACUGUUUCUACUAAUGCUCGCUUUACUACGCACGCCCAAAGUGACAACMUUUUACCCUACUGUUUCGCACGUCUACAUCGAAUGUGCUGUYAACGAUUUGGACUUUGGUCUUUCGCAGGUUUAUAACUUCGCCUUGAUCCUUGUAUGCACAUUAUAUGCAUUUAAAACUCGCAARAUUCCCAGCAAUUUCAACGAGGCUAAAUUCAUCGCUUUYGCGAUGUACUGUACAUGCGUAAUCUGGCUAGCAUUCCUGGCGAUCUACUUUAUGAGACCGUCUUCCAUGGAACGUUCAUUAAUUCUUUGUAUCAGUGUGUCUUUAGUUGCCUAUGUACUGCUGGGGACACUAUUUGGUCCUAAAAUUUAUAUACUUUUGUUCAAACCACAUCGCAACGUUAGAAAACCAGUGACAAGUUUGAGUUUGUCGAGUAUCAACCAAGCCAAUAGAUGUCCCAAGUGCGCUUAUGUUGGUGUGAACUUGAGUGUCGAGAGAGACUCAGAYCAAGCACAAAAUAGUAGUGCUGAUGAUCCUAUCGAAGGGAAUUCUAGCAACAGAAUGGCUUUACUGGAGAACAAUCGUCCUAUUUCUCUUUAUGGUCAAGAUGGCUCGCUUAAACCAGAUGUAGAGAAAGUAAUCAAUUUCAUGCGGAAAGAGUUGCAAGCCACGAAAUACGCCCUGAGAACAGCUAACGAGAAACUGCGUCAAAAGGAGAAGGAUGAAUUGAACGACGAAGAACUUAUCGACAGAAAACGAGCAAAAGCUUUAAAGGAGGUGAAAGGUGAAAAUUUAGAAAAGAACCCAUGCAGACAUUCAGCCUGUGUUCAAACAUGCUAUCCGCUGUGCAAUGAGACUACAUACUCUGCACAAGAUGAUACCAAURGCCACCAAAUAAUGGAUAUUAGUAAAGCGAGCAGUCCUGGACACGGCGUUGARKUAGAUCARCCAUGCAAUGUUUGUACUAAUGAAAAAUGGACAAGCUCCAACAAACUUGCGGCCUUUUGUCCCGGAUGUAAAAAAGCAUUUCAAUUGGACCCCUUGUGUCCCUGGAGAAAGAGCUACUCUCUUUCAGACAUUGAAUCGAGGCUCGAUAACAAUGUGAAUAAACAAAAGAAAAGAGACAUUACCUUUGGGAACGCUCCUGAUUUGGUUUCCACAGAGGACCAAGAAAGUGGUGCCAGUACUUUAUUGGAACCGUGGAAUAGUUUGUUGAUACCAAAGGGGACUAUGUUGUAGGGGGACUUGGAAGCGAUUGAGAUUUAUGAACUUGUAAGAAUAUUUUUUAAAUACAUCAAUUCAAAGUGGCCAAUGGCCAAUCAUUUGYAAAUAGCCAAGGACCGCUAUUGAAUAUUUAUUCGUUUCAGUUCCUCGGAUUUCAACAUGCGCCAUCCAUUAUUAUUAUAGAGAUUAUGAGUAAGGGAACAUUUAUAAAAAUUCAUGGUUAACAUAUAUUCAGUAUUCAGAAACCGUUUCUUUCUUGAGUGAAACUCUGUAUUUGUCUCACUUCAGAGAAUUAAAUCGAAAUUUUAAAUAAAUACGAAGACACGA
Molecule: messenger RNA, 4173 nt
Organism: Exaiptasia diaphana
Lineage: Eukaryota; Metazoa; Cnidaria; Anthozoa; Actiniaria; Aiptasiidae
Product: metabotropic glutamate receptor
Exons: 6
Coding region: 628-3861 (1077 amino acids)
Biological process (GO): G protein-coupled glutamate receptor signaling pathway; regulation of synaptic transmission, glutamatergic
Cellular component (GO): membrane
Molecular function (GO): adenylate cyclase inhibiting G protein-coupled glutamate receptor activity
Source: RefSeq, a predicted model, not a curated record